Messenger RNA from Pararge aegeria (speckled wood butterfly), 2196 nucleotides. RefSeq lists its product as uncharacterized. The record is from RefSeq and is a predicted model, not a curated record. The annotation marks the transcript as partial. Lineage: Eukaryota; Metazoa; Arthropoda; Insecta; Lepidoptera; Nymphalidae. The transcript has 4 exons.
GGACCGGAUGGAGUCCCGGGAAGAGUCCUGGCGCUGGCCUUGAGGCACCUCGGGAGCCACCUUAGGCAGCUAUUUAAUGACUGCCUGGAGGCGGGGCGGUUCCCGAGAGUAUGGAAACAGGGACGCUUGGUGCUGUUGCGGAAGGAGGGUCGUUCUCCUGAUUCUCCUUCGGCAUACAGACCAAUUGUCCUUAUUGAUGAGGUGAGCAAGAUGCUGGAGAGAGUUCUGGCCUCUCGUAUUAACCAGCACCUCGCUCUGCAGGGCCCUGAUCUUUCGGAACACCAGUACGGCUUUAGGGUAGGCAAGUCGACGAUAGAUGCCGUUGGUGCUCUGAAAAGUUUCUGCGAAGGAGCGCAGAAGGAAAGCGACGGGGUAUUGGCGGUAUCACUAGAUAUCGCCAAUGCCUUUGGCACCCUGCCGUAUAGCGUGGUAGAGGAGGCGCUCCAAUAUCAUCGGGUGCCCCUGUACCUGCGCCGAAUGAUAGGGCACUACCUGGAGGAAAGGGUAGUGGUCUAUCAGGGAAAGGACGGGGCGAGGCAGGAGAGGCGUAUGGCUUGUGGGGUUCCGCAGGGAUCGGUUCUCGGACCCCUGCUGUGGAACCUGGGCUUUGAUUGGGCAAUUCGUCCGGUUCUGCUGCCCCGGAUGGUAAUUAUUUGUUACGCGGACGACACCAUGGUUGCCGUCCGGGGAAGCAGUUAUGAGGAGUCGGUGAGGAGGGCUACGGUGGCCACCGAGCUGAUGGUCACCCGAAUUGGCAUGUUGGGGCUCAAAGUUGCCCUUCCAAAGACGGAGGAAUUGAGUUUCGCGGCCAUAAUUAUCGAUCCUGGGUGGCUCAUGAGAGCUUCAUCCACGAUGAGGCGCUCGCAGUGCCUCUCGCUUUGCUCUUUGAAUCCAUUUACCAAGACCGAUGCCAUGGUGCGGACUUUGAGUGUUGAUGCCGCUCCGUACUUUGCCUGCAGCUUCUCCUUCAAAUCCUUUUUGGCCUCCGUGGUUGCUGUUAGAACCACGUCACGAUUUAUCUCGAAGUUCCUCACUAUCCAGGUGGUCUUCCCACAGCCAGGAACUCCGUUUACCCAGGUGAUUUUGGGUGCUUUCCAGGAUUUCAGGGGCUCCUUCUCGUCCUUCGCUAUCUUAUUGCCUUGUUCGAGGAUUCUCUUCUUCAAGAAAGCGGCCAGUGCACUGCCCACCUCUUGCGUCAUUGACUCGGCUCUCUUUUUUGAUUUUUCGCCAGACAUGCUUGCUAUUGCCGAUUUGAACGUGCUGAUGGCUGUUUUAAAGGCACGUGUCGGCGCAGAGGUUGCCCCCAAACUCAUCGGGGCUGCAGGGGCGCUGAGUCGGCUCCUCCCUAACUUGGGCGGACCUGGCGUUGGCUGCCGCCGCCUGUACACAGGAGUGGUGCGGUCGAUGGCCCUGUAUGGAGCACCGAUCUGGGCAGACGCUCUUGUCGCCCGUAAUAGGACCCUACUGCGAAGGCCGCAACGGGUCAUGGCGGCAAGAGUGAUCAGAGCGUACCGCACCAUUUCGCACGAGGCGGCCUGCGCGUUGGCAGGGACACCCCCGUGGGACCUGGAUGCGGAGGUGUUGGCGUGUGUGCACGAGCGAAGGGUGGAGGUCCGCAUGCGGGGAGAACACCCUUCGCCGGAGAGGGUCACUGGGUGGCGGCGUUUAGCGCAGGCCGAGCUCUUUCGCCAAUGGCGAGAGAGGCUCGAGUCGCCCAGUGCCGGUCUGCGGACUAUUGACGGGAUUCGCCCCGUGCUUCAGCAGUGGGUGGAGAGAAGACACGGGGUGAUGACCUUCCACCUUGCGCAGGUGCUUUCAGGACACGGUUGUUUCGGAAAGUACCUGUGCAAGAUUGCCGGUAGGGAACCUACCGAGGAGUGCCACGAGUGCGGCUGCGCUGUGGACACGGCGCAACACACGCUUGCCGAUUGCCCGAGCUGGGCGGUGCAGCGGGCCGCACUCGUGGCGGUAGUGGGACAAGACCUCUCCCUGCCGGCUGUGGUCAGGGCCAUGGCCGGCAGUGAGUUGUCUUGGGAUGCGAUAGUCUCGUUCUGCGAAGACGUCAUCUUGCAGAAGGAGGCUGCGGAGCGGGUGCGCGAAGAAGAUCCAGACGCACAUCCGCUUCGGCGUAGACGGGGGGGAAGAAGACGGCGGCAAUUUGCCGCUCGCCAGCUUCCCUUGGGAGGCGGCGGGUAG